CAGAAAGUGACAUGAGGUCUGUCCUACCUACAUUGUUUCACUUGACUUUGUUGCCCUUCAUUCCAUUCCAUCUCAUCUUUCUCUCUCAACUAUCUCAUUCUUGACACUUGAGUUACGUGAAAAGGGGAAGAAGAUUGAAGAAGAAAAAGGGUUGUUGGUAGCAUAAAAUAAAGAAAGUAGCUAUUAUAUUUUCCUGAAUUGAAUUUGGGGUUCAAAGCAAAUUAGGAUCUGUGCUUCACUGUUUUGUCUUCUAGCUUCUUCUGGAGAUUGCCAUGGAGAAUCACAAGAUGCAAGACUAUGAGGUCAUAGAGAAACUCGGAAGAGGAGCAUUAGGUACAACUUUUCUCGUUCUCCACAACACUGAGAGAAAGAGGUAUGUGCUAAAGAAGAUUCGCUUGGCCAAGCAAUCAGACAAGUCCAAACUGACAGCGCACCAAGAGAUGGACCUGAUAGCCAAUCUAAAUUACCCUUAUAUUGUGGAAUUCAAAGAUGCUUGGGUGGAGAAGGAGGACUACAUAUGCAUUGUAACUGGCUACUGUGAAAGAGGAGACAUGGCUGAUAAUAUAAAGAAAGCUCGAGGAACUUUUUUUCCUGAGGAGAAAGUCUGUAAAUGGAUGACUCAAUUGUUGCUAGCCGUGGACUACCUGCACUCCAAUCGUGUGCUUCACAGAGAUCUUAAGUGUUCCAACAUAUUCCUCACCAAAGAAAAUAAUAUUCGGCUAGGUGACUUUGGUCUUGCAAAGCUACUUAACAGCGAUGACUCUGCUUCCCCGGUUGUUGGAACUCCAAACUACAUGUGUCCUGAGAUCCUUGCUGCUAUGCCUUAUGGUUAUAAAUCUGAUAUAUGGUCUCUUGGUUGCUGCAUGUUUGAAAUUGCUGCACAUCAACCGCCAUUUCGUGCUCCAGACAGGGCUGGACUCAUCAAUAAAAUAAAUAGAGGCACCAUUUCUCCACUGCCAAUUGUUUACUCUUCCACACUGAAACAGCUUAUCAAGAGCAUGCUGAGGAAAAACCCAGAGCAUAGACCAACAGCAGCAGAAUUGUUAAGGCAUUCUCAUUUACAACCUUUCGUUCUUCGCUGUCGUAAUGCUUCAUCUGUGUUUCUACCAGUACAUCUCAUUAGUUGUAACUCAAAGGAUAAAACAAAAAAGUCUGACGGACCAAGUGGCGGCGAAGACCACAGGGACAACGUAGCAGGAUUAGUAAACCAUUUGGAGCGGGUUUAUUCAAUUGAGGGAAAUGGAGAUGUACAGACAAGCAACUGGCGUAAUGACUGCAAGCUAGCAGUGUCAACCAGCACAGAAGACAACCUUGAGACCAAAAUGGUUGAUCCUUUCAGCUUCUCAGUGGAAUUCUUUACUAGUGUGGACAAACCUGAGCACUCCUGUAAAUCAAUUAUUUCAAGUGUAGACAGCAAUUUCAAUGAUAAAGAUGGGUCCAUGGAUGAGAUUAUGUCAAACAGCACUCUAGAUUCUGUGCAUAAAGAACAAGGGUUUGGUGCUGAGUAUUUUCACAAGUCAGAUGCAAUUGACAUGAAGGCAGUGACUACAAAAGUUGAAGGUACUUUUUCCAAUGAAGGUUUUGAUAAAGCUGAAGCACAAAGAGAAGAUUGCAAACCUGAGAACUACAGUAAAUCAAUUAUAUCCAGUGAACACAGCAAAAACAAUGAUAAAGCAGUGUCAAUAGAUGAGAUCUUAUCAAAGAGCACACUAGAUUUUUUGCAUCUAGAACAAGAAUUAGCUGCUAUAUAUCAGAAGUCAGAUGCAAUUGACAUAGAUGCAGUGACUACAAUAGUUGAAGGUACUUAUUCCAAUUCAGGUUUUGAUAAAGAUGAAGUACAGAGGAAAGAUGCAAAACCUGAGGACUCCAAUAAAUCAAAAAUUUCCAGUGAAGACAGCAAUGGCAAUGAUAAAGAUGUGUCCACUAAUGAGAUUAUAUCAGAGAGCUUACCUGAUUAUGUGAUUGAAGAACAAGGAUUUGCUGCUGAACAUUUUCAGAAGUCAGAUGCAAUUGACGUAGAUGCAGUUACUACAAUAGUUGAAGGUACUUUUUCCAAUGCAGGUUUUGAUAAAGCUGAAGAACAGAGAAAAGAUGCCAAAGCUAAGGACUUCUAUAAAUCAAUUAUUUCGAGUGAAGACAGCAAUGGAAAUGAUAAAGAUGUGUCCACUAAUGAGAUCACAUCAAAGAGCAUACUAGCUGUGCAUGAAGAACUAGGAUUUGCUGCUGAACAUUUUCAGAAGUCAGAAGCAAUUGACAUAAAUGCAGUGACCACAAAAGAUGAAGGUUUUGAUAAAGCUGAAGCACAGCAAAAAGAUGCAAAACCUGAGGACUCCUAUAAAUCAAUUAUUUCCAGUGAAGACACGAAUGGCAAUGAUAAAUAUGUGUCCAUUGAUGAGAUCACAUCAAAGAGCACACUGGAUUCUGUGGAAGAAGAACAGGAAUUUGCUGCUGAACAUUCUCACGAGUCAGAUAUAUUUGUCAUAAAUACAAUAACUACAAAAGUUGAAGGUACUUUUUCCCAUGAAGGUUUUGAUAUAGCUGGAUCACAGGGAGAAAAUGCAAGGCCUGAGGACUCCAAUAAAUCAAAUAUUUCCUGUGAAGACAGAAAUGUCAAUGAUAAAGAUAUGUCAGUUGAUGAGAUGACAUCAAAGAGCAUACUAUACUCGGUGCAUGAAGAAAAAGGAAAUGCUGCUGAACAUAUUUUGAAGUCAGAAGCAAAUGACAUAGAUGCAACAAAUGUUGAAGGUGGUUUUUCUAACACAGGUUGGGAUGAUAAAGCUGAAGCACAGAGACAUGAUGCCAAACCUGAUGACUCCUGUAAAUCAAUUAUUUCCCGUGAAGACAUCAAUGCCAAUGAUGAAGAUGUGUCAAUUGAUGACAUCACAUCAAAGAGCACACUAGAUCCUGUUCUAGAAGAACAAGGAUUUACUGCUGAACAUUUUCAAGAGUUCGACAUCAUUGACAUAAAUGCGGUCACUACAAAAGUUGAAGGCAGUUUUUGCACUGAAGUUUUUGAUAAAGCUGAAUCACAGGGAGAAAAUACUAGACCUGAGGUGUCCAGGAAAUCAAUAGUGUCCAGUGAAGAUAGCAGUGGCAAUGAUAAAGUUGGGUCCUUUGAUGAGGGAAGGCCAUCACCAAUUGUGCAUCCUGUUAGGGUUGAACAAGACCCUGAAACUGGAAACUGCUUGAAGGAAAGUGAAAAGCCUAAAGCAUUCUCAGAAGACUUAGACUUAAACAGCUUAACUUCUGAGUGUAAUGAUACACUUCAGGGUAAGGAUGAAGUCAGAGAAAACAUACACACAAUCAGUUGUUCCAUGCAGAAAGAAAAUGAUAAAGCCAAUGUUAUUGAUAAGACACCAAAUGACAUUUCAUUAAGUAGACAUGUAUUAGUAGGUGGUGGUGAUAAAACAAAGAGGAGGGUUGAUAUUUCGUGCCAACAAAGAGCUGAUGCUCUGGAAUCUCUGCUUGAGUUAUGUGCACAACUACUUAAGCAAGGAAAGCUUGAAGAGCUUGCUGCCGUGCUAAGACCAUUUGGAGAAGAUGUAGUCUCAUCAAGGGAAACAGCAAUAUGGCUGACAAAAAGCCUCAUCUCCUCACAAAAAAUUAAUCCAGAAACCUAGCUAGUUUAUGCGAGGCGCCCCUCAUUAAUUAUACAUGGUUGUACAAAUAUGUAUUUCCAAACAUCACAUGAGUUUGUUCUCUCGAGAUUUUUGCUUUGAUUGAAGAUUGGAGGCUUAAAAAUAACAUUUCAGAAUAUAUUUUUUCAUGGUGAAUGGUCUAUUGUAAAUGAAUUAAAUUAUAUUUGAAAAGGUUAAUUAUUCAUUAUUGUUUUCCUCGA
Messenger RNA from Lotus japonicus, 3838 nucleotides. RefSeq lists its product as uncharacterized. The transcript is spliced from 14 exons. Gene Ontology annotation, molecular function: protein kinase activity; ATP binding. Gene Ontology annotation, biological process: protein phosphorylation. The coding region runs from base 273 to 3620 and encodes 1115 amino acids. NCBI's taxonomy places the organism in Eukaryota, Viridiplantae, Streptophyta, Magnoliopsida, Fabales, Fabaceae. The record is from RefSeq and is a predicted model, not a curated record.